AUGGCGGAUGUUCAAGUCAUCUCUAAGACAAUUGUUCAACCCGAGAGCUACGAACAUGGAUCAGACCCGGUGAAGAUCCAUCUCACUCCAUGGGAUCUCUUGUAUCUUCAAUCCAAUUACGCACAAAGAGGACUCAUCUUUCCACAACCCGACCCGGAAACCAAUAUAAUCUCUCAGCUCAAAUCCUCUCUUUCCCUCGCUUUAAACAUUUUCUACCCAUACGCGGGUCGCCUAGUCAAGGUGGAGAACAAAGACGACGAAACGACGUCGUUUUACAUCGAUUGCGACGGUUCAGGUGUCACGUUCAUACAUGCCUCUGCUCUAACUAUCUCCGUUAGUGAUGUUUUAAAACCUGCUGAUGGUCUUGUCCCCAGUUUCAUAAAUGGGUUUUUGCCGGUGAACGGAGUUAAAAACCUUGAGAUCACAGAACCGUUGCUUGCUGUCCAAGUAACUGAGUUGAAAGAUGGAGUUUUCAUAGGAUAUGGUUCCAACCAUAUGGUUGGAGACGGAGCUUCCCUUUGGAGUUUCUUCAAAACUUGGUCGGAGAUUUGCCGUACCGGGUCUGACCGGAAAAUGUUACCUCCUUUGCGUCUCAGUGGCUGGUUUCUCGACGGAAUUGAUUACCCUAUUCGAAUCCCAAUCUCAGAGACAGUACCAUCACCUGUUUCUUCGUCGUUACUUGGCUUACAAGAUAGGGUUUUUCGACUUACGAGUAAAGAAGUCUCUGAGCUUAAAGCGAAAGCCAACGACGAGGUUGAUUCCGACGACCGGAAAAUCUCCUCUCUCCAAGCGGUUUUGGCGCAUUUAUGGCGGUCAAUAAUCAGAAACAGUGACCUAAAUCCGGAAGAAGUAGUGCACUGCAAGUUACUUGUUGAUAUGAGAAGAAGGUUAAACCCUCAGCUUGAGAAAGAGUGUUUUGGGAAUGUGGUUGGGCCCGCCACGACGACGAUAACCGUUGGGGAAAUGCUUAACAAUGGGCUCGGUUGGGUUGCUUUGCAGAUAAACAAAAGUGUAGGGUUACAAACGGAUGAAGAAUUCAGAGUGUUCGCUGAGAAGUGGGUGAAGGAACCGAAAGUGAUAUUGGGUAAGAGUAAUUCUAUAAAUGUUUCGAGCUCUCCUUGGUUUAAUGUGUAUGGUAAUGAUUUCGGUUGGGGUAAACCGGUUGCAAUUCGAGGUGGACCGGAGAGUGCUAACGAUGGUAAACUCAUUAUUUACUCGGGAAUUGAAGGUAACAUCGAGAUUCAAGCGAGUUUAAUGUCUCAUGUUUUGAGUAAAAUAUCGAAUGAUGCAGAGUUUUUAAAGUAUGUAUAUGCUGGAAACAGAAUUUAA
Messenger RNA from Eruca vesicaria subsp. sativa (arugula), 1329 nucleotides. The record is from the annotation of a GenBank genome assembly. Lineage: Eukaryota; Viridiplantae; Streptophyta; Magnoliopsida; Brassicales; Brassicaceae.